UAAAAGUCCAACCUUUGGAUACACAAAGUACAACUCACGAAUGCAACAGCUCUACCUUUUGUUCACUGUUUAUAUACACGUUUUCCGUUGGAUAACGACACAACAUGAAAUGAAAUGUUGACGGCGUCACGUCCUUCUAUAAAUUCCUCAACACUUGCCACGAGCUGUUACCUCCCUCCGGCUCCAUUCUAUAUUUACAUAUAUUUCUUAGAUUUUUCUGCUUCCCUUUGCUAUAUGUUAACGUAAAAACGGAAGCUGUGAAUCUGAAAUUUCCCGUUUUCAACUGCUUCAGAAUCUCCACAUUGAUCGUCGGCGUAAGAUUUGCCGUAUUUCUACUAAAAAUUAAUGCCAGGGAUUCUUCGCUCUUCUCUUUUAUUUGAUUUGAUUUGAUUUGAUAUCUCUGGGGAUUUGCUUAAUGAUUUUCCCGUCUAUUUUCUCUUAAUUAUUUGAUCCAAAUAUGUAACAAGAACAGAGCAAAGCAGAUUAUUGCUCUGGAAACCAUUUCACCAGUGGGUUUCAGCUGAUUAUCAACUCCAGUAGUCGUUUGAGUUAGAAGAAGAGAGGAGAAUAACUUACUCCUAUAUAGAGAUGGAGUAGAAGAGAGGAACAAAUUAAAAGAAAAGAGAAAAUGUUGACAUGUAUCACAUGUAAGCAAAAGGUGGAAGAUGAUGGUGGAGAAGAAGGUCCCAAUACUAAAGAUUCUGUCAAAAGUCUGACGGCUCAGAUAAAGGAUAUAGCAUUGAAAGUCUCGGGUGCUUAUAGAUGCAAGUCAAGUACGCCCACAAGCAGUUACAAGAAAGGGCAUAGACCAUAUCCGUAUCCAUAUCCAUAUCCAGAUUUUGAUGCAAUCUCAGAGGGAGUUUGUUACCAUUACCAAACAGGGAGUUCAAAUUCAACUCCAGCUUGGGAUUUUACGAGUACCGGUCAUCUCCAAACACCAGCUAGACCUGAUUCAAGAUUAGCCGGAGAAUUAAGUGGUGAUGUGGUGCUAGAAGAAGAGGAUGCUAAAGAGUGGACAGCACAUGUGGAGCCUGGCAUUCAGAUUACUUUUGUUUCUCUCCCUCGUGGUGGAAAUGAUCUUAAAAGAAUCCGCUUUAGUCGUGACAUGUUCAACAAAUGGCAAGCUCAAAGAUGGUGGGGUGAGAAUUUUGACAGGAUUAUGGAGCUUUAUAAUGUUCAGAGAUUCAAUAAGCAAGCUCUUAGCACUACCUCACAGUCUGAAGAUGGGAGAGAUUCAAAUUAUUCAAGGCUUGGUUCUGCAAGGGAAAGCCAACAAUAUAACGGCGGAUCAAAUGCUUAUGCCUCUGGUUUCACCAAGGGUAGUGAGAUGUCAUCUAUGGAGGCGUCAAGGACGACAACUUCCUCUAGGGACGAGGCUUCAAUUUCUGUAAGUAAUGCUAGUGACAUGGAGCCAGAAUGGAUAGAACAAGAUGAACCUGGAGUUUAUAUAACCAUCAGACAAUUAGCUGAUGGUACUAGAGAGCUAAGUCGUGUCAGAUUCAGGAGUGAAAAAUUUGGGGAGGAGGACGCGAAGCAGUGGUUGGAGCAGAACUGGGAGAGAGUACGAGCUCAAUACCUUUAGAUCGCGAUUUCCAUAUUACAUUGUCAGCAUUGUCCACAACAUCUCAGGAUAAUCAAAAUGGAAUACUUUGCCAUCCUGGAAGCAAAGUUAAAAUCACCUUCCAAUUAAAUUGUGGUGGCAAAAGAGAUUAAACAAGGUUCCUACUGAAUGUAUAUAGUGUCCACUGGGGAAUGGCUUUGUUCCACAGGGCUUCAAGAAUUUUCGUGGCAUUUCUUGAUCUUUUAUUAUACAUGACUUUGCCAUACCCAUUUCUUCCUUGUUUUGCCUUUCAGUUUUUUCAAUUUAGGCCUUGAUGGAUAUGCUGAUUUUUUUUUCUUGGAAUUGUUGAUGGAUGUUUGAAUCUGUUACCAAGUCUCGCUUUCCUUUGCAACUUCUAGUGGAAAGGCUAUGUGGAGCAAACAUUCAUAUAACAACUAAACCAUAUUGUGCACAAGUCCACAAUAUCACCAAAACAAAACAAACUGAAAAGGAUGAGAAAUCUUCAUCCUACAACUUUCCUUCAAUGGCUUCUUCGAGGAAGAAUAUCUUGUGAAUGGUCAAGGAACAAGUUAGCUGUUGUACCCUUCGGGGUUGCCCAGUUGGUAGGGAGGGUCGUCAUUCAUAUGGAUGACCUGGGAUAGAAUCCCCCCUCAAUGCCUUCUGGGGUGAACCUGUCGUACAGCACUUGCCUAGUACAGUUUACAUCCCCUCUUUGGUUUGCAAGCUAUUACACAGGGGAGGUUUACCCAGUGCGUACAAAGUGCUCACCCGAAGGGCAGAGACUGUGGCAGCAAUUCUAGCGGGAGUUUCCCCCUCUUACAAAAAAAAAAAAAAGUUAGCUGUUGUACCUUCUCUGACUUUCUCUUUACUUGUUCUUUCAACAUUUUCAACUAUUAUAUGCCAUGUUUCCCUUUGAAUCCAAUAGAAUACAAUACUCAGAGCUUUUCUCUCCUUUGUUUUUACAUUGGUAGCGGAGGUUCGUGCCUAUUGGAGUAUAUUAUCAUCCAAUUGACGAGGUUUAUUUAUCUCAAAUUGUCAUUAUUCGAUAUGGAGAAUCAAAUUUUUUACCCACAGAGCUUCAAGCUAAAUAGUGAGAUUACAAGCAUCAAAGCUAUUAAAAUCAUAGAAUGACCACCACCUACAUACAUCAAAAUAAUCAGUAUAACUAUUAAUCACGUACCCCAUUGCAGAUCAACACUUUAGAAAUCUCAACAAAAGUUUAUU
Nicotiana attenuata is the source of this 2785-nucleotide messenger RNA. RefSeq names its product protein BREVIS RADIX-like. Lineage: Eukaryota; Viridiplantae; Streptophyta; Magnoliopsida; Solanales; Solanaceae. The transcript is spliced from 6 exons. The record is from RefSeq and is a predicted model, not a curated record. Bases 629 to 1582 code for a protein of 317 amino acids.